Messenger RNA from Trichosporon asahii var. asahii CBS 2479, 4233 nucleotides. Its product is annotated as glucoamylase s1/s2 precursor. Bases 1 to 4233 code for a protein of 1410 amino acids. The transcript is spliced from 3 exons. The record is from RefSeq and is a predicted model, not a curated record. NCBI's taxonomy places the organism in Eukaryota, Fungi, Basidiomycota, Tremellomycetes, Trichosporonales, Trichosporonaceae.
AUGGGUAUCUUUCGCCGUUUUCGGGCGGGGACGAGCUCCUCAACGAGUGGGGCUCAACCCGACCAAAAGGCCCCCGUCGAUCCUGCUAAGAGCCAGCAGUCUACGGGGCAAAAGUUUGUUAGGCGCACUCCGUCUCUGAACUUACUCAACGGACAACCUCGUGCCUCGACUGCAAGCAACGCUCCGAGCAGCCCGACAACUCCGGCACCCCUGCAGCCACAGCGGACCGGAGGGAAAUUGCCAUGGAGCUCGAGGAAGAAGAGCAGCGAGCCGCCGAGCACCGACCGCGGGUACGAUGACAUUUCAGCCCCUCCUCCACGUCCAGCAUUCUCGACCCCGUCAUCACCUUCCCUGCACUCGCAGAACGGGCGCUAUACACCGGAUCCAACAAGUGUCCCCACCAUCGCUACAACCUCUUAUGACUCCCCGUCCCCGAAGACGCCCUCACGGCAGAGCUAUGGCCCGCGGCCGCCUUCCCGCCCGCCACCACCGAGCGCGUCCGUCCACUCCCGCCCUGGCUUGACCGUGUCUCCCGGAUCGCACGCCAGCAGUAACGGCUACGCCGGUAUCAAUGUCCACCACCACCGCUCUCCGUCUCAGGCUACCGUCAUCUCCAUCGACUCUACGUUCACGGGAGGAAGCCGAUCGUCUUUAGAGUGGAAGCAAGAGGGCGGCAUUCUCGGUAAGCUUGGUUUCGAGGACGACUGGGGAGGGCUAGGUGACACCCUCCCUCUGCAAAACGCGAACGGUCAGCCUUCUGCGCCACAGCAGCGACCAAUGCGCUCCGAUCUGCGGGAAGACCCCGAGUCAACGACAUCAGCGGCGGCACGCACCUCUCCCGUGAAGAAGAUCACCACUGCUUUCUCUUCCCGAAACCCUUCUUCGACGACUAAUGUUCCAGCCGCGCCUCCUGUCUUAUCACCCACGCUCGUGGACACGACGGAAGAGCUGGAAUCAAGGUCGUUGCAUCAAGGGGACCCGCGAGACCUGCCAGAUGAGGAUAAACGCAGCAAGAUGUGGACGCGAGGGCGCAAGUCGUCACGCUCAAGAACGAGCGAUGCGCCAGAUAGCAUUCCCCCGUCUUCCCCGCCAAAGCCUCGUCGGUCAUCGUCCCAGACCGGAGACCAGUCGGCGGCUUUGCGCCGCCCGUCCUCGAACCUGUUCCACAACCCCUUCGGACGCACAACCUCGAGGUCUUCAUUACCGCUCGAUCAGGCUGCGGGUGCCGACGAUGGCAGCUUCCAGCUCAAGUCGUUCCGUCACAUUUCGGGUGCGUCUGGCGCCGACAGCAAGCUCGAUCAGUACUUCAACCUGUCGAGGUCGAGCGAUGCUCCUCUGUCGUCGGGCGGCAAUACUCCAUCUGCUGGGCCUUCCCCACGCCAUGAAGUGCCGCCCACGUACACCACGCCCCUCACGGCUCCCCCGCCCCGACCACGUCUGUCCAGCGCUGCUGGUUCUUCCGGCUCUCAGCAGAACCGAGUCAGCAUUGCCGAGUUUAGGAAGAACAUCAGGCGGCCCAGCUCCAGUAUGCUCGCCGACGCCGCAGACGGAGGUGACGAUGACGAUAUGCCAUUGUCCAUGAGCAGAGCGCAACUUCGAGCAGAGGCGGCGAUUCACCGCAACUCCUCUGCUAUCUCGCUCGGCAGCGACGCGCCGUCACCAUCGCCCAGCAUGUCUCGACUGAUGCCUUCCGUCUCCCCGAUGGCCGACAAGGAACGCAAACUGCCCGAUUCUGCCAAGCCUCGUCGGAGCAGCAAUGACCCCAACCUGGCGAGGGCGAAGCAGGAGCGCACAUGGCCUGAUUCGCCGACGGCCAGCGAAGCGUCGACUGCAGCUUCCCCAACGACCCCGACUGGUCUGCGCGAGCCAAUCCGCGGACCUCGAAGGCGCGACUCAUUAAAGAACAUUCGGAAGGCGCUUCCCCCGGCUCCCGAGCCUCAUACGAUGCCGGCUAACGCGGUUGCGAACGCUCUCAGCCAGUCCACGUCACCUGUCAAGCCUACCUUCGCGUCUGGCCUGACCGACGCUCCGGGCGAGUUGGAGGGGAUCAAGCUGCCGCCCCGCCCCGACGAGAUCCCCGACGAGCCCGUACGUGGGUCCCGGCCCCCCAGCCGAAGCACGACCUUGUCGCCUGGUCUCACUGCUGUCCUGGACGAGCCGCUUCGUCGUAUCUCUGGCCUUUGGACAGGUACGCCGAACGCGGAUAACGACGACAAGGAGGAGGCCUUCGACCCUUCGAUCAUUGCUGCCAUUGGUAACGGACCACCACCGAUCGGCAUGGGUGAGCGUCAGCGCACUGCCUCCGAGGGCAACCGCAUGAGCAUCUAUGACCGCUUGAACUCGGUCACCUCUGCGGUCUCAAGCGUCGUGCCUUCCCCGAUGGCAAUCAUGAAGGGAGAGGACCCCAACAAGCUGUUCAUUCCUCCUGUCCCGGACUCACCCGAGAAGCGCGUCCUCCCUCAGUCUCCCGCUAGCGACCGCACUGCUUCGCCAGUGCGCGUUCCUCCGCCGAUGACAGCCCCGCCUGCGCCGCCGCCGACCAUGCCGCAUUCCAGCUUCGGCCGCCCUUCGCGCAAACAACCUGAGAAGGUCCGAACUCGCAAGGAGGCUGUCGGUUGGGACACGAGCUCGGAGGAUGAGGACGAUGUCAAGAAGUCUUCGCCUGUCAUCGCUGCUCCUCGACCAUUGAAGUCGGCGAUGAAGCACCCGUCACGCACCGAUUUGAUGUCCACCAGCCCUGCUCCUGCCCCUGCACCGUCAGCGGACGACUCUGAACCUGACGAGCCCCUUCGUCAGGUCCGUGCUAGGGCUUCAUCUCGCCAGGAACUGCGCUCGGUGUCACGCCAGCAAGAACAACGACCGCCGUCUCGCGGGGAUAUGCGCCCGACAGUGAGCCGUCCGGGAUCUCGUCAGGACCUGCGCGUGGACACGGGUGUUACCAAGCAGCCGGUACCUCAUGGUCCCUCAGCCGGUCAGCCGCGCCCUAACGGUGGCCGAAGUGUCUCCUCGUCCCAUGUGUCGGCGAGCUCGCACACCACCGCUACGCCUCGCAACGCCGGCCUCACCAAGAGCUCGUCCAAGUGGUCUCUCUCAGACUCGUCACCAACGGGCUCGGAGCAGCCUUCCCGACCUCCUUCCCGUCCUGGAUCCCGCGCGAGGAUGCACCGCGUGGCUAGCAGCGACAGGCUCCGAGCGAUGCCCGGAGGCGUUCGUUCAUCGCACCACCAGACGUCACCUCCCACGGGCGGCCCGCUUGCAGCUCUCAACCAUGACGCCCGACACUCGGCCUCACCCGCGUCGUCGCAAUCGGCUCUGACGGGGGACUCCUCUAUGCAGCAGCCCUCGACGCCCCGAUCGAACACUGACAAUCGUCGAUCUUGGGGCGCGGACGCCCGUCUGCGCGUUUCGAGUGACGCCAAUGAGGCUCGUGUUCGCCCUCCCAGCCAGUUCGACUGGAUGAACGCUGCCAACGGCGCGGUUCCGCAGUUCCCCGGCAUGGACCCGGCGUACGCUGCUCAGGCCCAAGCGUACGUAUCGAAGAGCAAGUGUGUGGCUGACGUGAACAGUGCUAUGAUGAACAAGCAGCAGUUCUACCAGCAGUGGAUGGCGGCUGCGCAGGCCCACUUCGAUGACGCAUGGGAGCGUGCUUCCAAUGUGUCCAACGCCCAGACGCUCCCCGGCAACAAUCCGAUGAUGGGCCAGAUGCCGAUGGGCUACUCCUACGGCGCCUUCCCCGCCGGCAUGGCUUCCAUGCCUGUACCGCCGUCGGCCAUGUUCAACAUGUACGGAGGCUACGGGUACGGCAUGCCUGCCAUGCCUUUCCCCCAGGCUGGUAUGAGCAGCGGUAUGAGCUCUGCGAGCGGCAUGACGGGUAUGGGCGGCAUGGGCAUGGGCGGAGGCAUGUACUCGUACGCACCACCGGCCCAGUCCGUCUUUGGUGGCGAGUUCGGCCCUCCCGUGCAGGCGCCGUUCGCGACCGAGCCCGUCGCCGGUCACGGUGGCAGCGGUGGUUCGCCGAACCGCCGCUCUCGCCACCUGGACGGCGGAUCUGUCCGCCCGCAGAGCGUGGCCUCUGGUGACAUUGCAACACCUCCCCGGCGCCAACAACGUCGUGCUAGUGGCAUGGCCUUGAGCGAAGCCGGAGGCCCCGUGUCGGCGUGGCGCGGGUCGCGAUACGAGCUGAAUGAGCAGACGCCUCGCGCCCGUCGAUCGAGCCACGCGAACGCGAGCUGA